AUGCUCUCUGGGCAGCUCUUGAGUGGCAGGAAGAGCGUCAUCCCCCAUUUAUUCCUGGACCCAAGGUGCUGCCUCUCGCCCCUGCCCUCUAUGUGGAUUCACCCCAAGUGUCUGGGCACCCCUCCAGCUAUGAGCCCUUUCUCUCUGCAGCUGGUCGCAGGAGCCCCUCAAGUGCAAAGAUGCCCUCAGGACCUUCUGGAGGCAUAUAGAAGGGGCCUAUCCUGUACUGUGUCAGUCAUGUGGGUGGUAGAACAAGAGCACCUUGGCAUAGGCCCACCCUCCAAGGCCAAGGACAUGGGUGGGAGGCAGAUUUUUGUGACCUGGCUCUUAUGGAGCCCCUUCACCUUGCCACAGAGAACUGUUCUCCCAAGGGCACAGUCCAUUUAG
Molecule: messenger RNA, 387 nt
Organism: Rangifer tarandus platyrhynchus (Svalbard reindeer)
Lineage: Eukaryota; Metazoa; Chordata; Mammalia; Artiodactyla; Cervidae
Source: the annotation of a GenBank genome assembly